CGCCCCGGUGGCUCCUAGCUCUGCCCUACUGCUGAGUCCCAUCUGCCUCCUUCCCGAAGGCUACCGUGUUUGGGGCCAGGUUUGAGUUUCCCUUGCCAACAUCUCGUAUGUUGGGUGAUGAAUAAAAUGGCAAUAGCAAGCGCCGCGUUUUUCUUCUUCAGCUUGGUAUCUGAUGUUGAAUAUAGCUCAGCUUUGGAUAUAUACUGUAGAAUAGUUCGAAUAUAUCCCAGUAGCCAAUAUUGAGCUUAAAAGUAUUCUGAACUUUCAAGCAAAUGAGGAACUGGGAACAAUUUAAGCAUCAUAAGCAAAUGAAGCUUUUCCUGAAAUUGAUGCAAAUUGGGAUUGGUAGCUUUUGAAGAGGUGUCCUUGCUUUUCACCGAGGAGGGGUGCGUCCGGCUGGAUCCAGGCCAGAGAACUCUGUACAAGGAGGUCGCAUGGGAGAUUCAUGUGAUGGCAACUUCUCUGGGAGAUCUCCAGGGUUCACAGAAGUGUCACUGGGAUCAUCUGAGGAGCAGAAGGAGGAGUGGGAAUUGGGGAGACAAGAUGAAGCAAAGAGACAAGAGGGGAGACAAAUGCAAAAGCCAGGGGAUGAAUCCAGUGCUUCUCAAGGUGCUGAAAAUAAAAUUCAAAGGAACAUUCAUUACUUAAAGGAAACAAGAAUGUCUCCUGAGGGCAGUAAAAACAUAAAUGGACAGAAACCCUUGAGUACCUAUUGGAGAAAGCAUACAAGAAAGAAACUGCAUAAAUGCUUAAAAUCUGGGCACACAGGGGACAAACCUUAUAAAUGCCUGGAGUGUGGAAAGAGCUUCUAUGGUAAUGGAGCCCUUAAUGUGCAUCAAAGAAUUCAUACAGGGGACAGGCCUUAUAAAUGCUUGGAGUGUGGAAAGAGCUUCAGUCAGAGUAGCACAUUUUCUAGACAUCAAAGAACUCAUACCGGAGACAAACCUUAUCAAUGCCUGAAGUGUGGAAGGAGCUUUAGACAGAAUGGAGCCCUUACUGUGCAUCAAAGAAUUCAUACAGGGGAGAAACCUUAUCAGUGCUUGGAGUGUGGAAAGAGCUUUAGAGGGAAGGGAGCCCUUACAGUACAUCAAAGAACUCAUACAGGAAACAAACCUUGUAUAUGUUUGGAGUGUGGAAAAGGUUUCAGUCAGAGAGGCACACUUUUUAGACAUCAAAGAACUCAUACAGGGGACAAACCUUAUCAGUGCUUAGAGUGUGGAAAGCGCUUCAGUGAGAAUGGCACCCUUACUAAACAUCAAAGGACACAUACAGGGGACAAACCUUUUGAAUGCUUGGAGUGUGGAAAGCACUUCAGUUACAGUAAUUCUCUUACUCUGCAUCAAAGAACUCAUACAGGGGACAAACCUCAUAAAUGUUUGGAGUGUGGAAAGAGCUGCAGUACGAGUAGUGCACUUACUUCACAUCAAAGAAUUCAUACAGGGGACAAACCUUAUCAAUGCUUUGAGUGUGGAAAGAGCUUCAGUGACAGUGGCACCCUUACUAAACAUCAAAGAACUCAUACAGGGGACAAACCAUAUAAAUGCUUAGAGUGUGGAAAGGGCUUUACUCGGAGUACCUCUGUUACUUUACAUCAAAGAACUCAUACAGGGGAGAAACCUUAUAAAUGCACGGAGUGUGGAAACAGCUUUAGUCAGAAUGGCAAUCUUCAGGCACAUCAAAGAAUUCAUACAGGGGACAAACCAUAUAAAUGCUUACAGUGUGGAAAGUGUUGCAAUACAAAUAGUGCCCUUACUUCACAUCAAAGAACUCAUACAGGGGAGAAACCUUAUAAAUGCUUGGAGUGUGGAAAGAGCUGCAGUACAAGUAGCGCCCUUAGUGCACAUCAAAGAACCCAUACAGGGGAGAAACCUUAUAAAUGCUUGGUGUGUGGAAGGAGCUGCUGUACGAGUGACACCCUUAAUGUGCAUCAAAGAACUCAUACAGGGGACAAACCUUAUAAGUGCUUGGAGUGUGGAAAGAGCUUCAGUCAGAGUAGCACAUUUCAUAGACAUCAAAGAACUCAUACAGGGGACAAACCUUAUCGCUGCUUGGAGUGUGGGAAGAACUUCAGUCAUUUCCACCAAUUUACUUCACAUCUAAUUACUCAUGUAGGGGACAAACCUUAAUGCAUGGAAUGUGGAGAGAGCUUCAGUCAGCAUGGCCACCUUUUUGCACAUCAAAGGAUCCGUACAGGGGGAAAGCUGUAUAAUGUCUGGAAUGUGGAGCUUUAGUGUUGCACCCUUGCUACUCAUGAAAAAAAUGCACUCUGUGGAAUGCCAUAUAACUGUACAGAGCGUGGAAGGAGUUUCAUUUAGCAUACCUGCUGCUGUUGUUGUUUAUUGUUAUAUGCCUUCAAGAAAAAUUACGACUUACGGCCACCCUAUGAAUCAGCUACCUGUAAUAGCAAUACCUGUUGUAUUUUGCAUCAAAUAAUUCAUAGGAGGAAAUGGCUUGACAUUCUUCUUCCAUGUUGAAGGAUUAUUAAAAGGGAGAAACCAUAACAUACUGAAAGAGUAGAAAGAGCUUCAGUCGUAGACUAUUUUAGACAAGCAUCAAAACCUCUGUACGAAGAAGAGGCAUAAUAGUUGAUUUUCAAAUUGUAAAAACUUUGGCCAUUCACCUCUCAUUCCACCCCCCCUAUAAAUGCCUCUAGCAGAUUCCUUUUAACGAUUCCUUCAACUGAUUUGGUCUCUUGGGAAAGCUGCAGUGAAGCUUAUUACUGUGCUCAGCUUCGGGGGCAAAUUGGUGUGCAUAGUGAAGGUGAUGUGGAAUGAAAGAGCUGUGGAGUGGAAUGGAAGAAAAACUGGUCAAGAAAUUUAUGCCUAAUGUGGGCCCGAAUGCCUGCAUUGAGGGCAGAAAUGUUUUCCUUCCUGUAUUGUGAGAAGCAGAAAUGCUCCAAGGGGACUUUUGUGAGUCUCCCUGUACCCUCACAAGGCUUAGGAUCAUCAUCUAGGAGAAGAUGCACUGACUAGGAGGGAACAGAAAACCAGACAAAUCUGUUUGUUGUUAAGACCAAUAGGAUAUACUUUAAUUUGUGGUUCCAAAAUGCAAUAAAUUAGUGAGUUACGUUUAAAUGAAGUUGAUUGGACAUGUUCCAAUGCAAAAAAAAUCUUAACGAAUGCAUAGAAUGGUGAUGUUGAAUAAAAUGCCUGGUGAGAGGAGCUUCUGUAGUCUGGGUGCAAAUUUUGCUUUUAUGCUCUAUCAUCCGAAGUGUCAAAGAUCUUGAAGUCUGUCCCACACACCACUUGGAACAAGAACACGUCAUGAGAUAAACUACAUGAUCUGAAUUACAACUGGUGAAUGAUCUCAGAACAUGUUAUUGACAGGGUAAUAAGGCUUAGGGUCAUGUCAGGCCCUAGAAUGACGGAAACACGGGUGUUUUGUCCCGUGACCUGUCAUUUACCAAUACAGAAGGGAACAUUUAAUAAGGAAAAGUGAGGUGAGAGAAAAAGAGAAAUCGGAAUGCAGAAAAGUUGGAGUAUCUGUGGAGAUCAAAAGAAGACUAUACUCACUGCUAGAACUCACUAUUCUUAUUUGUUUUAGAGCACCUGAACCCUGCUCUUCAGCCAAAAAGGCUCCCAGAGCAGUUUAGAUACAAUCAAUUAGAUACAGUUCCUGCCCACAGGCUUACAAUCUAAAACAAUAACACACGAGGGAAGAGAGAAAAAGAAAACUCAGGCACCAAUUCUUCAAUAGUAAUACUUUGCUUCAUUAUAUUUUUGCAUUAACUCCAGGUUCUUCUACUAGAUUUUUGGUUGUUCUGGGGCCUUUUCAUCCCAGCUUGGCUUUUUCCUUCUCUUUCAGAGGAGAAGGGAUUUCUUGGUGUGAACCUGUCCCUUCUUCAGUUUUGAGGCUGUUUGUGGCCAGUCUCCUCUAAAUCAGUCAUUUGGGACUGAAACUUUGGCUCAUAAAAACUUUGAGCAGAUAUUACUUUUAUAGUGUUCAUACACAUACGUUUCUUGUUUUAAUAUCUCUUCUUAAUCCCAGGUGAGGUUUCUAUUUUGCUUUUUCAUUUUUUCCAACCCUUCCCCUUCAUCUCUGUUCUUCUGGAUCCAAUCCAUAGGACCCUGGUCAGCUGGUCCUUUGAAUCCCUGCGUGGAUAGGUAGCUAUCCUAUUCUGUCUUUUAAUAGUGAGGAUGAAUGCUUAAUAUAACUGAUGCGAAGCAAAGCUGUACCUACUUUGGACUGAUGGAAGGAGGUAAAUGAAAGUAGAAUUGCAUAAUAGUUGAAAUUAUCACUAGCUUUGCAUGCCAUAAUAAUUGUUUGGAAGAGUUAAGUGGAACACUGUUCUUCUGAGCAGAGAGAUUUAUAUAUCCAUAUUCUAUUUUUUUUCAAGUAAUAAUUACUUGCAGCUGGUGAUUCUUAUUUCUCUCUUCCCCAAGGUUCAAUAAUGUGCUGUGACUUUCUCUUUAAUGUUAUCAUGCUCCUAUCUUUGAUUGACUGAAAUGCAUUUGCUGAUAUUUUCCUGAUUUAUUUAAAGUAAAUCUUUCCAAAGGGAGUAUAGCCUUUCAGAUCACUCCUGGUAACUGAUGAAAGAACUCCCACAGGACAGGAGCUGAAUUAUGUCACUGCUGCAGCUGAGGGAAUCUUCAGGUGGAAGUCCUUCCUGUUGGGAUUGCCUGUCUCCAGGAAAAAACGGGAAAUGUGAUCUAGCUACCGUCAGAGCCAGGAUAUGAGGAGCAGGGCCUAGUCAGUGUUAGUGCCACAGCCUGAUGACUUUCUUCCCUACCUCAUUCUGUAAUCUGUGGCCAUCCAGAUAUUGUUUGUCCCCAACUCCAGCCAGCCUUGUCAGCAUGGCCAGUGUUCAGGGAGGAUUGGUGGGGGGGCUAAUCCAGCAACAUCUGGAGUGCCACAAAGUCCCCAUCCCUGACAGAACUAAUGAAUAUAUACACACUUAAAAACCCUAUUCAUAGGGUAGCCAUAUGCUGGGAUCAACUUGAAGGCAGUCCAUUUUCAUUUUUUCAAUUGACACGUAAAAAUGUUUCUGGCUUCCAAGUUGUAAAAAAAAUGCUCUGAACAUGUGAUAGGUCUGUUAAGCUCCAUUAAAAUGUUUUUUGGCAACAUUUUGUUUCUAUGUUAAGUAGUCUGGGCUGAUAAUGUUUUAACUGCUUUUCGCCUCUUAUGCCUGAAUGCUCUUU
Messenger RNA from Rhineura floridana, 5138 nucleotides. Its product is annotated as zinc finger protein 345-like. NCBI's taxonomy places the organism in Eukaryota, Metazoa, Chordata, Lepidosauria, Squamata, Rhineuridae. Bases 435 to 2126 code for a protein of 563 amino acids. Gene Ontology annotation, molecular function: DNA-binding transcription factor activity, RNA polymerase II-specific; RNA polymerase II cis-regulatory region sequence-specific DNA binding. The record is from RefSeq and is a predicted model, not a curated record. The transcript has 4 exons. Gene Ontology annotation, cellular component: nucleus. Gene Ontology annotation, biological process: regulation of transcription by RNA polymerase II; central nervous system development.